Molecule: messenger RNA, 2001 nt
Organism: Eruca vesicaria subsp. sativa (arugula)
Lineage: Eukaryota; Viridiplantae; Streptophyta; Magnoliopsida; Brassicales; Brassicaceae
Source: the annotation of a GenBank genome assembly
CUUUUCUCUUGGUUUCUCUCAUCCUUCCUAAGCUCUGAUCAAUUCAAUUCCUACGAGAUUGCGUUUCGCCAUUAGGAGGGUUGUUGUGGACUUUUACAUUAAAGCUCUCAUCUUUAAUGGUAUGGUGGUGGGAGCUGAAGCCUUGGGUGAUGGAAAUACCAGCAUACUCGGCUCCAGCUUGGGCAAGCUUUAUGGCGGGUGCUUUUUUGAUCCUCACACUCUCUCUUUCCAUGUAUCUUCUCUUCGAUCACCUUUCUACUUACAAGAACCCCGAGGAGCAAAUGUUUUUGAUCGGAGUCAUCCUCAUGGUCCCUUGCUAUUCAAUUGAGUCUUUUGCAUCACUUGUGAACCCAUCCAUUAGCGUUGAUUGUGGCAUUCUCCGUGACUGCUAUGAAUCCUUUGCCAUGUACUGUUUUGGGAGAUACCUUGUUGCCUGCUUAGGUGGGGAAGAUAGGACCAUUGAGUUUAUGCAGAGACAAGGCCGCAAGAGCUUUAAGACUCCCCUCUUAGAUCCCAAUAACGAUGAUAAAGGAACCAUUAAACAUCCUUUUCCUAUGAACCUCUUCUUAAAACCCUGGAGGCUCAGUCACUGGUUCUAUCAAGUUGUUAAGUUUGGUAUUGUUCAAUAUAUGAUUAUUAAGUCUCUCACUGCCCUCACUGCCCUCAUUCUUGAAGCCUUCGGUGCCUACUGUGAAGGAGAGUUUAAAUGGGAUUGUGGGUACCCUUAUUUGGCUGUUAUUCUAAAUUUUAGUCAGUCAUGGGCAUUAUACUGUCUGGUUCAGUUCUAUGGGGCAACAAAAGAUGAGCUUGCCCACAUUAAUCCGCUGGCCAAGUUUCUAACAUUCAAGUCCAUCGUGUUUUUGACUUGGUGGCAAGGUGUUGCCAUUGCUCUUCUCUCUUCCCUCGGUUUGUUCAAAAGUUCCAUUGCCCAGAGCUUGCAGUUGAAGACUAGUGUUCAAGAUUUCAUCAUUUGCAUCGAGAUGGGUAUUGCUUCGGUUGUUCACCUGUAUGUAUUCCCAGCAAAACCGUACGGUCUACUGGGAGAUCGCUUUACUGGAUCUGUAUCAGUUCUCGGGGACUAUGCAUCGGUGGACUGUCCUAUUGAUCCUGAUGAGAUUAGAGACAGCGAGAGACGAACCAAGGUCCGCCUUCCAAAUCCUGACGUUGAUAUCAGAAGUGGUAUGACCAUCAAAGAAAGCAUGAGAGAUGUUUUCGUUGGUGGUGGUGAAUACAUUGUUAAAGACGUGAGGUUCACAGUGACUCAAGCAGUGGAGCCUAUGGAGAAGAGCAUCACAAAGUUCAAUGAGAAACUGCACAAGAUCUCGCAGAACAUAAAGAAACACGACAAGGACAAGAGAAGAGUAAAAGAUGACAGUUGCAUGGCAUCAUCAUCUAGUCGGCGAGUGAUUCGCGGAAUCGAUGAUCCGCUUUUAAAUGGGAGUUUUAGUGACAGCGGAGUUACAAAGACCAAAAAGCACCGGCGAAAAUCAGGUUACACGAGUGCUGAAAGCGGGGGAGAGAGCAGUAGUGAUCAAGCUUAUACUGGAUUUGAAGUAAGGGGCCGUAGAUGGAUCACUAAAGAUUGAAGAGAUCCUCGGAAACAUCUGAGAAAGACCAGUUUUGGUAGCUCUCUCAGUUUGUUCCACAUUUUUCUCUAACGCCAAGGUGUUUUGCAGAUCACCAAGAAGCCGUUAAAUAUUGAAUAUAUUUAUGUACAGAGUUGAAGAUACAUAACAUAAAUGAGGCAUGCUUUCUUAUAUAAACCACCUUCAUGCUCGUUUUGUCUUUCUAACAGAACCAUGUCAUAAUAGAAUCCAUCUUCGGUCUCUCUCCCUCUCAGCUUUAAGCAAGACACUGCCACGAAGUUAACAAAGGAGACUAAUAAGUACCUUGUGUCUCCACAUUACUCUACAAUUCAUCAAAACAUGCUAUACUUGGAAAAAGAAAACACACUUGUCAAUUUAUAAUGUGAUUUUGUAAUAAUCAAAUAGUAAUGAACAU